Molecule: messenger RNA, 2523 nt
Organism: Schizosaccharomyces octosporus yFS286
Lineage: Eukaryota; Fungi; Ascomycota; Schizosaccharomycetes; Schizosaccharomycetales; Schizosaccharomycetaceae
Product: ATP-dependent RNA helicase Hca4
Exons: 1
Coding region: 94-2340 (748 amino acids)
Biological process (GO): rRNA processing
Cellular component (GO): nucleus
Molecular function (GO): ATP binding; nucleic acid binding
Source: RefSeq, a predicted model, not a curated record
AGACGCUAAGUAGCAGUCAGAAGUAGAUGCUAAAAGAGUUUACAAACCCCAAAAGAAGGUGUCCUUUUACCAUUAUCUACUUGAAGGGGAUCAAUGCCUAGAAAUCACAGUGGAAGGAGUAGAGAGGCUCGUCAGCUAAAACGACAAAAGGAAGAAGAGGAAAUCCAAGAGCUAAAUGCUCAAAUAAAUGAGUUUCCUGGAAAUGCAACGCAUUUUUUCGAUUUACCAAUUACACAACCGACGAAAAGCGCUUUAAAAAAUGCUCAUUUCACUACUUUGACAGAUAUUCAGCGACAGGCAAUUCCUGAAGCAUUGAAAGGUAGAGAUAUUUUAGGUGCGGCCAGGACCGGUAGUGGUAAAACAUUGGCGUUUCUUGUUCCUUUGAUCGAAAACCUGUACCGUCGUAAAUGGACCCAGUAUGAUGGUUUAGGUGCGCUGAUUAUAUCUCCCACUCGAGAGUUGGCCAUUCAGACCUUUGAAACUUUGGUCAAAGUAGGCCGUCUUCAUUCCUUUUCCGCUGGUUUAAUCAUUGGCGGUAAUAAUUACAAAGAGGAGCGGGAACGUCUUUCUCGUAUGAAUAUCCUUGUUUGUACCCCAGGAAGACUUCUGCAACACAUUGACCAAGCAAUUAAUUUCGAUACCUCCAAUUUACAAAUGGUUAUUUUAGACGAAGCCGACAGAAUUCUCGAUAUGGGAUUCAAGUCUACUUUGGAUGCAAUUGUUGCUAGCUUACCGAAAGAGCGUCAGACGAUGUUGUUUUCGGCAACUCAGACUAAAUCCGUUCGUGACUUGGCUCGUUUGUCUUUGCAGAACCCUGAAUACAUUGCCGUCCACGAAAAUGAGAGCAGCAGUACUCCCGAAAGCUUAAAUCAGUUUUACCUGGUCUGUCCUUUAACUGAGAAGCUUGACAUUCUAUUUGGUUUUAUUCGUACUCAUUUGAAAAAUAAGUCUAUCGUCUUUCUUUCGUCCUGUAAACAGGUGCGAUUUGUCUUUGAAACAUUCCGUCGAUUACGUCCAGGUGUUCCUUUGAUGCACCUGCAUGGCAAGCAGAAACAGGCUUCGCGUACUGAGAUUACUGCAAAGUUUACUGCUUCUCAGAAUGCCAUUUUGUUUUGUACCGACAUCGUUGCAAGAGGACUUGAUUUUCCUGCUGUUGAUUGGGUCGUCCAGUUGGAUACUCCUGAAGAUGUUGAUACUUAUAUUCAUCGAGUGGGUCGUACAGCCCGCUUUCAGAGGGGUGGUAAUGCAUUAUUGUUGCUACUUCCUUCUGAAGAAGCUUUCCUUAAGCGAUUGGAGUCUAAAAAGAUAUCCGUAGAGCGUAUAAACAUUAAAGAAGGAAAGAAGACAAGCAUCCGCAAUCAACUUCAAAAUCUUUGCUUCAAGGAAAAUGACAUCAAAUAUCUUGGACAAAAGAGUUUUAUUUCUUAUCUACGUUCUGUAUAUUUGCAGAAGGAUAAGGAAGUUUUCCAAUUUGAUAAGCUCCCAUUUGAGGCGUAUGCAGACUCUCUUGGUCUUCCAGGUACUCCUAAAAUCAAAUUCGGUGCUUCCCGAAAAGAAAGGGCCGGAUCUGUUGAAGACAACAAGACGAAAUUAACUUCUACAUCUCCUUCGGAGGCAUCAUCUGAAAGUGAGUCCGAAGACGCCAACCAACCUAAAAGCGUCCGUACUAAGUAUGAUCGUGUUUUUGAAAGGAAGAAUCAAGAUAUUUUGGCUCCUCAUAGACAAAAGCUUGUAGAACGUGAUGAAGGCGAUGAUGAAGACGAAGACUUCUUACAGGUGAAACGAGCCGAUCAUGAUUUACCAGACGAGCAUACUGAGGCUGAAGAAAAUAAGCUGAUUAUUAAUUCAAAACGUAAAGAAAGACUAGCUGCAUCUAAGAAAGCUUUAUUAAAGUAUAAAAAGGGACCGGAUAAGAUAUUCUUUGACGAGGAAGGAAAUGCUGUUCCGUUUUAUGCUGUCAAUACUGAGGAAACUUUCCGUAAAUCUGGUGACCCUUCACUCUUGAUUCAAGCUCACUUAGCAGCUGAAAGGGAUGCAUUAGAAAAAGCCGAUGCAAAAGACAAAGAAACUGUAAAGGAGAAACGUCGUGAAAAGAAAAGAAGACGUCAAGAAUUAGAGCGUCGUGCUGAAGAAGGCGACUUCUCUUCCGGUGACGAAAAUGAAGCUGUAGUCCAAGUUGCGAAUGAAGACGCCGAUGAAACCAUUGGUGAAAAGAGACCAAAGAAAUGGUUUGAGGACAGCGAUCACGAUGAAGAGCCAAAUAAUGUCAUUGAAGUUGAGCAGCCCACAUCGCUUGAAGACCAAGAGGCAUUGGCUCUUCGACUUAUGGGAUCUGCUUAAAAGUAAAUUUUUAAAAAAAAGACUCAAUGAGUUUAUUUUUUCUGUAAAUUAUGAAUUGGUUAUUCUGGGAGUUUAUCAUAAAAAAUAAAACAGUAAUUACGAAGAGAAACUGAAUGUUUAUUUGGUUUACAAUAAUUUUGGACAUACACUGGUAUAAAGGGUUAUAGAUAAAUAAAUAUAUAA